Molecule: messenger RNA, 3524 nt
Organism: Micropterus salmoides (largemouth bass)
Lineage: Eukaryota; Metazoa; Chordata; Actinopteri; Centrarchiformes; Centrarchidae
Product: dynein intermediate chain 4, axonemal-like
Exons: 17
Coding region: 57-2378 (773 amino acids)
Biological process (GO): cilium movement
Cellular component (GO): axonemal dynein complex
Molecular function (GO): dynein heavy chain binding; dynein light chain binding
Source: RefSeq, a predicted model, not a curated record
GCUGGGAGUCACGGUGCCAUGGCAACUUAGUAAGAAAACCAUCAUCAACAACAACAAUGUCUGUGGCAAACGAGGGAAGACAGAUGAGACGGGCUCGGGUGCUGAGGCCCUCCUCUCGAGCAGUAAACAUUUCAGUGUCCGGUUUACAUGGAGUCAACCAAAGCACGAGACGCACAAACAGCGCAGUUUGCUCCCCGAGCAGGAAAAGUUUCAGCCUCGGCGGUGGCAGCAGACUUCUGGAGAAGAGCGUCCUGCAGACUCCCAGACCAGCUGUUCGGGUGUUUGAUGAAGAAGACAAUGACGUCACUCCUCAGCCGCUGUACCGGGCAGAUCCAACAGCUGUGCAGAACAAAGCCAACUGCAGGUUCUUUCUGGAUGAAAUCUCUGCUGGAUCAGCAUCAGACCAGAUAACAGUCACCGGGAGCUUCGCUAUGCCUUUCUCCAGGUCAAUAUUAGGAAGCAGCAGAAUUUCCAGCCAGUCUACAAUAGAAUCAGUGAAUGAGGAGAUUGAGGAUACAUUUUCCAAACGGGACAUGCCCAUCAACUUUUCAGACGUGCAGAGGAAAGGAGGCACUGUGAAAGAACACGUGACGGAGGACAUGCUGAAAGAGGUCAUAGACGUCUACGUGUCUGAGACAGACAGCAUCUCACUGCUGGAUUUACCCAGCACCUCUGUGUCAGUGGAUGCUGAUGACGCAGAAGCUAUCGUAGAGAGAAACAACCGGUAUGCUGAGAUUUACAGGAACCGAAUGGGCAAUGAUAAGUACGUGGAUCGAUCAACGCAGACAUUGAAUGGAGCAUCUAAAAACAAGCAGGUCCAGAGCGACAGCAUAGUCACGGCGGACUCAGCCACGACUGUGACCACCUGGGACAUGUAUAACACUUUGAUCAGCCCUGAGCAGGACCACACAGAGUGCGGCCCCGAACCAGAGAGGCCUGAGCAUCCGGAGGCUGGUGUGGACACCGGCAGAGGUGCAGAGAGGAGCGUGUCAGUGGGCAGCACAGCCAGUACAGCCAGUGCUGCUAGCUCACUGAAAGAAGUGGAAGCGUUUGGGAACAGUUUAAGCUCUGAGUCAAACCUGCCGCUGAUCAUGCUGUCGGAGAAAUUCCAACAUUCUUUACUAGUAAUGGAGAGGAGCGUAGUGGGAAACACCUUCCAACCCAAGCUGGCUGCUUUCAGAGAGCUGCCCACGCUGGAAGAUCCAGACAGUCCAGUGCUGGAGCAGAGGGAGACAGAGAGACCUCGAUCGCCAGCCCUGGAGUGUCUCUGGGCUUUCAGCUGUGAGCUCAGCAGAGGACGCAGCAUCAGCAGCAUGGUCUGGAACAAGAAGAACCCGGACCUCCUGGCCGUGGGCUAUGGUGAGUUCGACUUAAAUAACCAGAAACCAGGUCUGGUGUGCUGCUGGUCUCUCAAAAACCCCACGUGGCCUGAGCGUAUCAUCCACUGUGACAGCGCCGUCACUUCCCUGGAUUUCUCAUCCAACAACCCGAGUCAGCUGGCUGUGGGGAUGCAAGAUGGCAGCAUCGCUAUGUACAGUGUGCAGAGUCGAGACAACCGAUCCUGUGUCGUCAGCAGCAGUGAAAGCCCCAACAAGCACUUGGGUCCAGUGUGGCAGCUCAGGUGGAUCCAACAAGCGUUGAGUUUAACAGGAGAGGAGAAUGUAGAAGCUCUCUUUUCUGUGGCUGCAGAUGGCAGGAUCAGCAAGUGGUUUGUCUGCAACAAUGGACUCGACUGUAUAGACCUGAUGAAGCUCAAGAAGAUUCGUAACACAGCAAAGAAGGCUGGAGGGAACAGGACGGAAAGUGUUCUGUCAGCACUGAUCCCGGGUCUGUGCUUUGACUUCCAUCCAACAGAUUCAAGCAUCUACUUGGUGGGCACAUGGGAAGGUCUCAUCCACAAGUGCUUGUGUUCCAACAGUCAGCAGUUUGUGGACACUUACAGGAAACAUUUUUGCCCUGUGAACCGCAUCGCGUGGUGUCCACACAGUCCCGAUGUCUUCCUGAGCUGCUCCUCUGACUGGACCAUCCAGCUGUGGAAGCAGGACCACCUCAGCCCCCUAUUAGGCUUCACCUCCAACCAGAGAGCUGUGUGCGACGUCAAGUGGUUCCCAAAGCGGGCCACAGUAUUCGGAGCCGUUAAUGAGGGCCAGCUGGAGAUCUGGGACCUUAAUUCAAGCAUCUUGGACCCAGUCCUUGUGCAGCCGGCUGCCCCUGGUGUGAAGAUGAAGUCCCUCCUUUUUGCCACGCAGACAGACUGUGUCCUGGUAGGAGACAGUGAUGGACAAGUGACUGUCUACCGGCUCAAGAACCUCAGUGUGGGAGACAGCAGCCAGGUGGAUGUUCUGGAAGGCAUCAUCCGCUCUGCUGCUUCUAGAUAGCUUUAGGAAACACAGACAGAUGUUUCUGUCUGCAGGGGAUGUAUCAGUACUAAGAAAUACAACGUAUAUGUACAGAUGCAUUUUGACAUUGAUGUACUUUAACCUUUAAUGUUGAAGGCAUCAGAGUAAGUUGUUAUCGCAGAAGUGCUUGUUAAAUAGUCGCCUACUUACACAUCUAUCAGACCUGAAGCAACAUCCACUGGUAAUAUGAGAAAUACAGACUGCUGCACAGUGAACUUAAGAACAGUCACUGACAGUCACUCUAUCCUAGAGAUCAUUUUCCAGGACUUUUUCAGUGGCGAUCUAACUGGUAAGACAGACAGGGAUCACGCCCUAAUGUUCCUCUCUGCAGAAGUCUGAUUUUAAAGACAUGCUGUCUGUGGCUAUAACUUAUCUAAGAAAUAAUUUCUUAAAUGCUUAGAAAUUACGACAAGUUGAUUUGGCCUUGUUUUAUUGCUGUGUUUUAUUUUUUUUUUAUGGAUUGACAUUGUAUUUUUUUUUGUUUCUUUUGGAAAACCCUUAAAAUUAAUUAAUUAUAUUUUAACCACUGCUGCCUGAACACCAAUAAAUAAUAACCUAAAACAAAUCCCAGCAUCCUCUUAAACUUUAGCUUUCUCAAAUCCCUGUGGUCCUCAUCCCAAACUCAGUUUAAUGGUACAAAAAGUGCUGUUAGUUAGUAUUUAGCUGGUGUUUGAUUCACAUACAGCUGGGCUCCCAUUCAUUGUUUUCACUGCUCUUCAUUCUUAUGCAAUUUUCUCAACAAUACCCAACAUAUUUGAAAACAUUGCUAGAGUUGAAACCCAAACCUUGUGUCACUAAUAUUUAUUUUUUGAUGAUAAUAUGUAUUUGUGAGUUUCAAUAACUUGAACUGAUGUCAUCCAGCCUGUGCUACAUGUGGGGGUGUGUGCCACAACAUAAUUUUCCUGGACAUUUGACUUUUUCUUCUCCUUUUCCAAGUUUUUUCCAUGUCUGGAAAAUUGAUCAGCUGUUUUCCAGGAUGAGUAGGAAGUGUAUAUAAAUGUGUGCAAAGGUUAAGAUAUGAUUAUGACAUUUUAAAUUUGUUUUCAGGGGCAUAUUUGUUAACAAAUUACAUUUGACAUAAUUUUCUGCAUGUAUGUUGAGCAAAAUUAAAAUCCCUUAACCCCU